CUUCCUCAUUGGCGCGGGGCGGAGAGGCGGAAUGUUCAACUCCUGACUCGGGCGGAAGCGUGGGAGCCGCGCCGGCCGCCGUCCUCUGGAACCCCGCUCGCCGCCCCUGCCCUCGCCGCGCGCGGGGCCUCGGCGCCCCCGGCUGCCUCUCGCGCCCGGCCCGGGAGCCAGAUUUUGUGGAAGUAUAAUACUUUGUCAUUAUGAGAUGUCGUCUCUCGGUACCUCAUUUGUGCAAAUUAAAUUUGAUGACUUGCAGUUUUUCGAAAACUGCGGUGGAGGAAGUUUUGGGAGUGUCUAUCGAGCCAAAUGGAUAUCACAGGACAAGGAGGUGGCUGUAAAGAAGCUACUCAAGAUAGAGAAAGAGGCAGAAAUACUCAGUGUCCUCAGUCACAGGAACAUCAUCCAGUUUUAUGGAGUAAUUCUUGAACCUCCCAACUAUGGUAUCGUCACAGAAUAUGCUUCUCUGGGAUCACUCUAUGACUACAUUAACAGUAACAGAAGUGAAGAGAUGGACAUGGAUCACAUUAUGACCUGGGCCACUGAUGUAGCCAAAGGAAUGCACUAUUUACAUAUGGAGGCUCCUGUCAAGGUGAUUCACAGAGAUCUCAAGUCAAGAAAUGUUGUUAUUGCUGCUGAUGGGGUGUUGAAGAUCUGCGAUUUUGGCGCCUCUCGGUUCCACAACCAUACAACACACAUGUCCUUGGUUGGAACUUUCCCGUGGAUGGCUCCAGAAGUUAUCCAGAGUCUCCCUGUGUCUGAAACUUGUGACACAUAUUCCUAUGGUGUGGUUCUCUGGGAGAUGCUAACAAGGGAGGUCCCCUUUAAAGGUUUGGAGGGAUUACAAGUAGCUUGGCUUGUAGUGGAAAAAAACGAGAGAUUAACCAUUCCAAGCAGUUGCCCCAAGAGUUUUGCUGAACUGUUACAUCAGUGUUGGGAAGCUGAUGCCAAGAAACGGCCAUCUUUCAAGCAAAUCAUUUCAAUCCUGGAGUCCAUGUCGCACGACGCGAACCUUCCUGACCAGUGUAACUCAUUCCUGCACCACAAGGCAGAGUGGAGGUGUGAAAUUGAAGCAACUCUUGAGAGGCUGAAGAAACUAGAACGUGACCUCAGCUUUAAAGAGCAGGAGCUCAAAGAACGAGAAAGACGGCUAAAGAUGUGGGAGCAAAAGCUGACGGAGCAGUCCAACACCCCGCUUCUCUUGCCUCUUGCUGCAAGAAUGUCUGAGGAGUCUUACUUUGAAUCUAAGACAGAGGAGUCAAACAGUGCAGAGAUGUCAUGUCAGAUCACAGCAGCAAGUAACGGGGAGGGCCAUGGCAUGAACCAAAGUCUGCAGGCCAUGAUGCUGAUGGGCUUUGGGGAUAUCUUCUCAAUGAACAAAGCAGGAGCUGUGCUGCAUUCUGGGAUGCAGAUAAACAUGCAAGCCAAGCAGAAUUCUUCCAAAACCACAUCUAAGAGAAGGGGGAAGAAGGUCAACAUGGCCCUGGGGUUCAGUGAUUUUGACUUGUCAGAAGGUGACGAUGAUGAUGGUGAUGGUGAGGAGGAGGAUAAUGACAUGGAUGACGAUAGUGAGUGAAAGCAGAAAGCAAAGUCGUAACACUGAAAAUGUCCGGGAAGACCGAAGAAACUGGUUAUCUCAGUCUGUACAAAAACCAGUAGCGAGGUAGAAAACCAAGCACGGCAUUUUUAGGCCAAUCACAUUUAUAUGACAGUCAUUUCUUUACAGUUUUACUUUUGAUUUGUCUUUGCUUACAGAAGAAGGGGGGGCGGUGGAUUAAGCCAAAAAGAUCUAUUCAAUGAAUCAGCAAAUGUGGUACCUGAUUAUAGAAACUGGUGAUUCUAUAUGCAAUAUAGCAUUUUUUAAUCUAAUGACAUUCUGUCUUUUUAAAAAUGAAUGUUAUAGUUUGAUUUGAUUUGAUUUAUUCAAUUGCUUAAAAAACUUGCGUUUUGAACACGCACUCUUAACUCCUCAUUCUUCUUUGACACUUGAUUUUCUUGUAACAUACUACAUUUUUUUUUCCCUUAUGGCAAUACAGCAUACUGUCAGAAAUAAUUGAUAGUGACUACAGACUCCAACAAUAAAAAAGUUGAGAUGAAAGGAGGUUGUAACAAAUACUUCUACAGAAAUACCUAAGUGCCGAGAAUUUUUAAUACUUAAUAGCACAACUACUGAAAGUAAAACACAAGAGAUGUUUUCAGUAGUACAUUUGCAGGAAAAAUAAUUUGAAACCGACAGCAGAUGUUGUGGCACUUUCAUACCAGUGCUCACCCUAGAAGCUUCUUCACAGCACACUGUCAUCUAAGGCUUAGCUUAUGCUUUAUACAAAGUGUAUACUUUAUACAAAGAGAAAGAGAGGGUAAGGGAUACUUCCAGGCAGUGUGAGUGUUAAUACGGGGCAAUAGGGGUACAUGUGUGUGUGUUUGUUUUGCAGAGGGGCAUGAGAACCCUGCCUUCUAAAUACAUGUAGAGAUAUUUUAAAGGGGGAGCUAUAUAUUAUAGAAAGAAUAGCAAAGAUAAGCUGUCCUUACUUAGGCAAAAGUGCAGAAUGAGGGUACUUUGUAUAGCAGAUCUAACCUUCCAGAUUUGUCUUUUAUUAACCCUGCCUCAGCUAUGCUGGUGUUAAAGAAAAGUAAAUGUAGGGGACUUCCUAGGUGGCACAGUGGUUAAGAAUCUGCCUGCCAGUGCAGGGGACAUGAGUUCAGUCCCUGCUCUAGGAAGAUCCCACAUGCCGAGGAGCAACCAAGUCCAUGCGCACACAACUAUUGAGCUUGCGCUCUAGAGUCCAUGAGCCACAACUGCUGAGCCCAUGUGCCGCAACUACUGAAGCCCACGCGCCUGGUGCCCGUACUCCACACACGGGUGCUGCACGCACCACAAUGAAUAGUAGCCUCUGCCCCCCCAUCACAACUAGAGAAAGCUUGUGCGCAGCAAUGAAGACCCAGUGCAGCGAAUAAAUAAUUAAAAAAUAAAUAAAUUUAUUUUUUUAAAAAAAAAAGCAAAUGUAAGUGCUGCUCUGAAAACCUAGCUAGCCAGAGAGUUGUUCUCAGAAUGUUAUCACAGAAUUGUCAGAGCUUAUUUAAACUAUAAAACACUUUACUAAAAAACUACAAAACAUUUGUAGUUAUGUAUAUACAGAAAGGCAAAAGAACAAAGAACAGCUUUUUCUUUCAGUCUAAAUUUGAAAGCAGUGCCGUUCAUUUGACUAUUAAACCAAAGUACUUUGGGUGGUUCUUUUUACAGAAGAUUUAAGACUUAAAGGAUAUCAUCAUAGAUAUUAUCUAAUACUAUUUCCAAGUAUAUCUGAUCAUAAAAAGCCUCCUGGAAUUUGAAGCAUGACAUGUUUCUAAUCCCCAUUAAGGGUGGAAAAAUACCACAAAAUGAUCAGUACUCUCUGCCAGCUUUAUUUGAAGAAAAAUUGCUAAUAAAGUGUUCUGGGUGUGAAAUGUAGACCAUUCUGUAUAGAAUAGCAAUAAAGGGAAGGACCUAGAGUCAGAUCAUGAUUCAAAAUUGCCGUGCAAUCUUGGGUAAAUUAUUUAACUUGUGUGUCUGUUCGCUCACCUUUAACAUAAGAACAGCAAUAGUAUCUACUUAAAGGAUUGUUAUGAGGGUUAAAUGAAAUGAUACAUGCAAAGCACUUAACACAGUACCAGGCCCAUAGUAAGUGGUUAGUUAAUAUUAGCUAUUGUUAACUAUGCCAGUGAAAAGACACUGAAAAACAAGUGGUUUCUGUAACCUGGAGAACAAAACUAUCAAUUUCAAGUGAUAUGUAUUGAGCAGGAUGAGAUGAAACUUAAAGGAAAGAUAAAGAAAACUCUUUAGAACAUAAGCUGUACAAGCAGAUCUACUCUGUCGCCCUUUGAAGAUCAUGCCCAUGGCAAGGUUUGCCUGCUCGGAGGUGUUUGCAGGCCCCUGCUGCCACCCACAGACCAGGCAGACACAGAAAGAAGAGGUAAACGUUUCCCCUAGAAGAUGGGUUCCCCACAUACCCAAUCUGAUAUACUUCCUAUGUCUAUGCAGACAUAGACACAGAUACACACGCACCACAAUACGGUGCUGGUGACAGACAGGUGCAAACGUAAAUAGGCAUUGUGUCUGCGCUCAGACAUAGAGGGGUCCUCCUUGAUUCAAGCUGAGCCACUCAAGCAGAAGACCUUGGAGUGGAGCAGAGGGGAUGGUUUUCAGCUCUUGACUUCUCAGCAUGCCCUGGGGCUCUGUGGCCAUGUAACCUGAAGGAGAGCCAGAGACCACGUAGUUCAGAGCCUCUUGUUGCACAUCUUCCCAGGCCAAGGUAAAGUCAUCCACCCCACCAAUAUUCAUUGAGCCCCACCUCUGCACCUGGUACCAUUCUAGGGAACAGCUCGAUGAAAAUCUGCACUUGUGGAGCUUACUAGCGGGUAGCGAUCGACAACAAACAGAACAAAUCCUGUAGUAAACAUUUGAUAAGUGCACGCUGGGAGACGAAGCAGGAAAGGAGGAUGAGGCGCAUAGGAGAGGGUUGUGGACUUUAAAAUGUGGUCAGGAAAGGCCUUAUUGAUAAUGGAAUCUCUGUGGGCUACUUUGGGAUCUGUGCACCUUAUGUAAGAGUGUAAACCUUGCCUUUUAUUUGUGAAUAACCAGAAGUAAAUUUAGAACAUAUGAAAUGAAUGGGAUGGACAUCUUUUUUAAUUUACAUUAAAUAAAAAUGUAAAACAAUUAGAUCUGUUAUGAUCAUACAUAAGGUUUUGGUGCAUUAAUAAAAGCAGCCAAAUAGGGCCAAAAGAGAAAGGUAAUAACUGAGCCCUAGAUUUACCAUCAUUCAAGUAAUAUUUCUCUAAUCUCUCAAUUGCUGCCAUUUUCCUCACCAAUACUCCAGAGGUGACCAUAGCUCAGUACUCUGCCAUCAAGAAACUGCAGAGGUUUCGGACACAGCAGAAUUGAUGGCCUUAGUGAUAAGCUUGAACUGUUCUAACCUAAAAGUGGGCUGUAGAUAAUUACUGUGUGGCGCUGGCUAUUUUACUUUCUGUUCUAAAUCAGUGUAUUUCUAGGGUUUUGAACAUCCCUGAAAUCUAAACAGGGAUGUUCACGUAAACAGACUCUUAAAGUGGUUUCACUCGAUCUAUGAAGGGGACUUCGAAGAUUUUAGACUCUAUUAUUAGCUUUAAUAAUUUUAAAAAUAAAUAUUUAUUAGCCAUAUGCAGAAUUUCUAAUGAAGAUGUUAAUUAUACAGCUUUUAUUUCACUUUUCAGAUCAGUUUUCAAAAUGGCAAAUUUGAAAAUUAUUUCCAAAUACUUGACUUACAAAAAUGUACAUUUAUAAAGAGAAGAGUUAAACAGAGAGUAGAAAAUAGAUAACUAAUAAGAACCUACACAGGGAACUCUACUCAAUACUCUGUAAUGACCUAUAUGGGAGAAGAAUCUAAAAAAGAAUGGAUAUGUGUAUAUGUAUAACUGAUUCACUUUGCUGUACAGCAGACACUAACACAGCAUUGUAAGUCAAGUAUACUCCAAUAAAAAUUAAUUUAAAAAAAGAAAUUUGAAGUUGCACGUUGAGAAUUGAAACUCCAGAUUGUGGUAAUAAUUAUCAGAGCCAUGCAACUGAAAAUAUAACUAAUGUUUCACCUUUUUUCCUCCACUCCUAAAGUGGAUCAUGUAGAAUUUGAUGACACCCUCUUAGUGGUUCUCAACCAAAUGGUGUUUGGUGAUGCUGGGGCAUAUAUUUGGUUGUCUGGGAGCAUAUUUAGUGCCCAGUGCCCAAAAUCCUACGUGCCAGUCCCUCCCAAUAAAAAAAUUCCUUCCAAAAUACCCAUAGCAUUGUCCCUUCCUCCACUGAGAAAUGUAGCUAAACCUGGCAGUUUUAGAGUUCCACAUAUCAUUUUUUUCCCCACUAAACAGAAUUACCCAAGUCAAAAGAUGCAUUUUCAGAAUUACAACUACUUACACAAUCUGAAUUUUGUAGAUUUGUGCCAUUUAUCUUAAGGCCUCACUUGUGGAAAUUGUUUCCCCUUAAGAAUGCUGGUUCCGGGGGCGGGUGGAGGGGGCAAGGUGUCUCCUGAGACACUGAUUCAACAACAAAUAAAAAAGAAAAAUAUCACUGGAGUAGGUACAGUUCCACAGAGUAUCCAGGUUAACUUGAAAGGACCCGUUUCUUAACAGUCUUCUUUUUUUUUGGCAAUAUCACAUUUUAAUAUUUUGCAUGAAUCGUCAAUAGGAAGAGGUUGAAGGCACAUUAUGCACUUGUUUUUGAUGCUCUGGAGGUGUUGAGAGCCGGUUUUUAGCCGGUGAUUUUUAAUAUGCAGUAGAUUUGUAAAACUUUAACACCAUUUGGGUAAUCCACACUUGAUGCCCAUGAAAAUCAAGGAAUUAGGGGUGUGGGAAGGUUUGGGAGAGAUCUAAAGCGAUUUCUCACUGCAUUACAACGUACACAACUUUGUUUUUCAGAGGUUUCAUUGGAGUGGUAACAAUUUUAUGAAAAAUCAUUUUAAAACCUAUUCUGAGUUUAAUCUUGAUCCUUUCUUUUGAUACACUAGACUUAUUGCUGCCUUUUGAAACUAGUAGUCUACUAUACCGCAUACAUAAUAGAGCAUAAUUUUUCUAUAAUCAGGUACCUUUUGCUGCUUUGGGGUGAGACUGUUUUCCUGUUUAGAGGUUAAGCAUUGCCAGAGAGAAGAGUCUGUUCUGUUCUUUUGAUUGUGGCAUAGCCUGAUAGCUGUAGAUGCAGCCUCUCUGAUGAGAAAUGAGUGUCUACCAGGACAUCUGGAGGACUAGCUAUGUUUCCUCAGACUCCAGCUUAGUUUGCACUCCAUUGCCUGUGAGGAGCUUUCUGGCAUGUGAUUAUUUACUUCAGAACUAGAGUUUCAGGCACCUACAUUAAGUACUUUAUAUUGUGUGCAGAAUAAUAGAUCUUUUAAUGUCAGAUACAAUACACUGCACAUACUGCUUUUGCACUGUUUUAAAAUUUUUGUACUAAAUGAUAGAAAAUAUUUAUAUUCUUUGAGUGUGAGCUUUGAAUAGAUGGAAUUAUCACCUUAUUGUUUUGUUUUUUUUUAACAAAACGUUUUUCUCAAUUAUUCUAUUGCCAUGUUAUUCUGAGCAAGUCCUAUGCCAAAAUCUUGUAUCAUAUUUGUAUGGAAGAUUAAAUUUUACGCUUGUGUGGUAAGACUACUCAGUUAUUGACUUCAUCGUUGGAAUUUGAUAUUCCAACACAAAGUCCACAAUGUAUUCAGAAAUCCAAGUUGGUGUCAUUUUGAUGUGAACUUUUCUUUGCUUUCCUUUGUUUUAAGACUCCAUUUUGCAAUAAACAUUUUGACAGUAAA
Molecule: messenger RNA, 7289 nt
Organism: Hippopotamus amphibius kiboko
Lineage: Eukaryota; Metazoa; Chordata; Mammalia; Artiodactyla; Hippopotamidae
Gene: MAP3K20
Product: mitogen-activated protein kinase kinase kinase 20
Exons: 12
Coding region: 206-1573 (455 amino acids)
Biological process (GO): protein phosphorylation
Cellular component (GO): cytoplasm
Molecular function (GO): ATP binding; protein kinase activity; protein binding
Source: RefSeq, a predicted model, not a curated record